AUGGCUAGUGCGACUUCUUUUUUGAGCCAUCGGGGGAGUCGCCCGCCGAGAUACCGCACCCCCUCGCCUCCGCGACGCGCCGUGGAGCCCAUUUCGCCUGUUUUCACCACCGGUUUGCGGGCAACCUGGGCGGAGCGCGCCGCGCCCACAGAACUCAGCUCCGAUUGCGAUCCCUUUUCCUCGAACGGCAAUCGUACUUCAGAUACAAGCCGAGAGGCGCACCAUCAUCGACCGGGCCACGGCAGAUCCAGCUCGACAAUCGACACCCUUGCGACAAUUGCUUUGGCGACAAGCCCUACUUUUUCUCCGCUCACCUAUCGACCACCGUCUCAAAAUUCUUCCUCUACCAUCCCACUCUUUGCUUCGGAUCACAACCAAGAAUCUGGAGAACGUCCUGCGAAGCGUCCGCGGUCGGAGAAAGACCCCUCCCCGCCCCAUGACCGGAGGGAAGCGGGAUUGGAUUCUCGGUCCUCCGCCUUGCUUGAUAGCAUGAAAACCGACGCCGAGCUUCUUCUUAAUUUUGCCAGACCUACUAAUUUCCUCCCUGUUGCACCGUCAACGAAGCAAGUUAGUAUAGACGACUCAUAUGCCAUCGAGGGCGAUUCAAAACCUCACGCACGAGCGGAUUCGGCUGAGGUUGGUGGGUACCCCAAGAUUGGCGAAGAAAACUUUGCUCAGAGCUUUCAUGGAAACAACAUCCCUCUAUCACGUAUGAGGUCUCGGUCGGAUGGCUCAACAAUUGUUGCUCGACCAGUCAUCCAUGGGAUACGCCCUAGCACCAGCUCCUCCCAUCUUCCUCCCAUUGUCUGGCAAGACGAGCCCGCUGAACCCGAAUGGGUUGAACAUCCCCCCGCGAUCACGCAACGAGAGCGUGCAUCUAGCAGUUCCCAGAAUCACGAACCGAACGGGUCCCUGGCCGCAUCGAUAACAGUCAAACUCCCACCGAAGGCGGAAGAGGAGACCGAUUCGGACAAUUCCAGCCAGGCGAGCUGCGCUGCCUGUAACCUUGUUCGUAUACCUGUGGGAUCGGAAGAACAAGGCGAAGUGACCUGGAUCAAUUGUGAUGGAUGCAAGCGGUGGUACCAUAUCGUGUGCGCUGGGUUUAAGAACGACCGCGAGGUCCGGACGGUUGACAAGUUCAUCUGUCGUGGUUGUAGACCACUUCACGGCUCGACCACUUUUGUUCGCAAGUCAUCAAGAGCGCGUACGGCGAUCGACUAUGCUGGCCUUAACCAGGGCUUGGUCAAGGCUGCCACUGACCCCCUUGAACAUCACUAUAUCGAACCUAUUAAGCAAGGAAAGAUUCGCUUCCUCCCGGAAAAUUUCCCUCGCAUGCGCCCCGAGUUGAUCAACGCCGAAUAUUUUGAACGAGGCAAUGGGAUGACUGAGCCCAUUGUCAUCCCGGCUUCACUCAACACCCGUCAUGCAGUGCCACCUACCGAUCCCGACUUUGAUACUCUCGUUCAGGAAGCUUCUACCCAGGAAAUGUUCGAUGAACUGCUCGACCAUCUCCAUGAAGUACAGCCAGACCUUGAGGAAGUAAUUGACUGCGGUCAAGACCAAUUGGAUAUGGUUAUUCCUCAGGGUCUAACGGUCAGGGCUGUAGCAGAACUCUAUGGGCCCGAAGAACGGGUGGAAGUCAUCGAUGUCAAGUCCCAACAGGGAGAGGAUAAGAGGUGGAACAUGCAAAAAUGGGCCGACUACUAUGAGAGUACGGGGGUCAAAGUUGUUCGGAAUGUCAUCAGCCUGGAGGUCUCCCAGAGCAAGUUGGGACGGUUGAUCCGCCGACCCAAGAUCGUACGCGACCUGGAUCUGCAAGACUCCGUCUGGCCCACAGAACUGAAGGCUAUCGGCGACCACCCGAAAGUCCAGUUUUACUGUCUGAUGUCUGUAGCCGACUGCUAUACUGACUUUCACAUCGACUUUGGAGGUUCAUCGGUUUACUAUCACAUUCUGAAGGGAAAGAAAACCUUUUUCUUCAUACCCCCGAAGGACAAACACCUGAAAAAAUACGAAGAGUGGUGCAAUUCGCCAGCCCAGGACACGACUUUCCUCGGUGAUCAGACAAAAGAGUGCUAUCGGGUGGAUCUCGACGAGGGUGAUACGAUGCUCAUUCCUUCAGGAUGGAUUCACGCGGUGUGGACUCCAGAGAACAGUCUAGUGAUCGGAGGAAAUUUUCUCACCCGUUUAAAUUAUGGGAUGCAGAUCAAAGUUGCAAAAAUUGAAAAGGAUACCAAAGUUCCGCGGAAGUUCCGGUAUCCUUUCUUCCAGAAGAUUCAAUGGUAUACGGCAUUGAAGUAUCUUGAGGACGAUCCUAUUCCUCAGAGUGUUUUGGAUGCAUUUGCACAGGACGAGGCCUACCGCUUCCAUCGACGAUACCCUAUUUAUUACGAGUUCGGUGAAAGAGCAAAUGCAGAAGCCCCGGGCUCCCCUUAUCACAAUUCUCGGUACUACUCCCAGGCCGAGCUAGAGGGCCUACCCGACCUCGCAAAGUAUCUGCUUCGCACGGCCUUGAUCGCCGGCUCCUACAUGGUCGAAGGCGUGACGAUGGAGCAGAGAACCGCAAUCAAGCGGUCAAUACCAAAGGGCCAAGGUGACCCGGUGGAUGCGAUACGGAAGUUUGGGAUUUGGGUCGCCUGGAAGCGAGGCAACGAACAAGCACCUAGCUGGACUCGCCCUGGUGUCAUUGAGAGCAAUGCGAAGAUCAGCUUCAGCGAGAAAAAGCCGGCGGGCCGGCCAAGUCGUCGAUCGGAGCGGAAUGCGGAUAACCAGCGAAUGUACACCGAAAGACAGGCCGUUCAGCGGCCUCCAGAAGCAUCUGUCGACUCCGCAACUAGCGUCUCCAGCACCUCCUACGGCGAAUCUUCUCUGCCAUCAGACAAUAUCAGUACACCUGCCUCUGGCAAGAUCAUUUCAAACACUAGCAGCGUCAAAGAUGAGCCUUCCAAACCUCGAUCCGUGCCGCGUGGCUCAGGUCUUGGACCAAAGCGAGUUGCCUGCGAUGCGUGUCGUAAACGAAGAAUCCGCUGCCGCCACAAAGAUGAAACCGGCGACGUCAUGUUCGCGAAGCAGAUGGCUGUGGGAAAUUUCAGUCCUGGGUUCGGGAUACCGAAUCAGGCAUCCUUGGCUCAUGAUGCUGCGUCUGCACUGAGCUCACUGGCGGCUAUCGCUUCAGAGGCUGGUUUCCAAGACACCGGUGCCUUUGUGGGGUUGGAUCACUUUGAGGCUUCUGGUCAGCCUAGCUCGGCUCUUCUCAACAGUCCAACGAUGGCUACGAAUGGAUUGGUAGACCUGAGUCCUGACGGUGCUGCUUCUGGUAAAAAGGGUCGGAGCAAGGCCUGCGAUGAUUGCCGGAAGAGCAAGCGUCGUUGCAUCCAUGACGAGUACGGCCGGGUCGACCCAGUCAAGGCUCAAGAGCGGUCGAAACCGCGAGCCUCGACUUCCGCUAAACGGGCCAGAACAAGCGAAGACGGUUUAAGCUUCGCUACGGCAACUCACAAGAGACCAAAGCAAGAAAGCGCAUCCCCGGUAACGAGGGCUGCGGAGCUCCUCGGAAGGGAUGAUGAUGCGCCGGGAGGAGCCUUGUCAUCUGGUCACCACAACCACGAAGAGCAUGCUCCUUUCCAACCCGCCGUGGUGGCCGAUCCGUGGAAGGCUCCCGUUGUAGAGGUGGAUAACGACGUGUCUCUAGUGCAUCAGAUGUCGUAUGCGUCGCCUCCUGCCUUCCAAACGGACGCCAUGGUGCACAAAGAGCUCGGAGCAGUCUCUAUGCCCUCUCAGCCCCCGACGUCCUUGGUCUCCCCGCCGACUUCCUUGGCGGACGAGAUCGACGAGGUCCCCCGCGAAAGCGCAGACCGGGACAUGCGCACCCUAGGGGAAGGCGGCCCGCUAGGUUUACUUUCUCGUGCUGCGGAGCACCACCAUGCACCGGAGAGUGUCGCGAGGACCGCCAGGCCAGCAGAGCAUGCUCCAACACGCAAGCCCCCCUCGCCUACUGCCAAAAAACCAUCUUCCCGUCCUUCCUCCUCCCACACGAAGAAGAGCGCGUCUCCCAUGACUUCUCCCGCCCACUCAAACAAGAGUGCGAAGCGCGAACGGCUGGCUACCGUCGGUGACGACGAGCUGGAUCCCGAGAGCAUGCGCCUCAUCCGGGAGAUCCAGGAGCAGGAGUUUGGACUGCGGAAACGGGCCACACGGGUGUGA
Messenger RNA from Penicilliopsis zonata CBS 506.65, 4203 nucleotides. RefSeq lists its product as hypothetical. NCBI's taxonomy places the organism in Eukaryota, Fungi, Ascomycota, Eurotiomycetes, Eurotiales, Aspergillaceae. The transcript has 2 exons. The coding region runs from base 1 to 4203 and encodes 1400 amino acids. Gene Ontology annotation, biological process: regulation of transcription by RNA polymerase II; protein demethylation. The record is from RefSeq and is a predicted model, not a curated record. Gene Ontology annotation, molecular function: DNA-binding transcription factor activity, RNA polymerase II-specific; histone demethylase activity; zinc ion binding.